Messenger RNA from Paramuricea clavata, 272 nucleotides. The record is from the annotation of a GenBank genome assembly. Lineage: Eukaryota; Metazoa; Cnidaria; Anthozoa; Malacalcyonacea; Plexauridae.
AAAAUGGUACCCAAACAGACACACACCAUGCCAACACGCACAACAUUCUUCAUUCCACUGGGGACGUUGUUUUUCUUGCCUCGUACGCCAAUUGUGGGCGGAUGAUGAUCUACCAUCUACAAGAAAACGUCAGUGUUUCAACAAAGGAAGCAAGAGCCACCAUUUUUGAAGGUGACCCUUUCAAUCCACUUAUAUUUACAAAAGAAGGAGUUGUCAAGGUCAAUGCGAAAGAAAUACCUGGUUCUCAAGUGGAAACCGUUUACAGGAGAUAG